AUGAGCGAGAUUUACACCAAUCUUCAAGUCUCCCCGCGGAAGAAGCGUUGUCUACCGGGGUCGGACGAUGAGAGUGUACUCACCCCCAAGAAACUUCGGAGAGCCCCCCCAACACCACCUCCAACUGUCACCCGGAAGACAGUAUCUGAAACCUCGCCGGCUUUACCUGCUCAUCUGAGCAGGUUACAUUCAAUACAAACAAGACUACAACAUGCUAUCUCACAUGCGCUUGCUACCUGCGCAGUCUCUCCUACUUCAGAUACAGGGAUUGUCCGGAACGUGCUGAACCACCUAUCGCUGUCAACCUACGCUGGUUUGACCACGCAAUUCGACAUCGAUGACCUUCGCCGACUGUGUUGGCUCUGGGAAUGGGAUGGCGAGGAGGUGAAACCUCCGGUUGCGAAGAAGAAGAAGGAUGAUGAUGAUGUGUUUAAUGAGGAAGAAGACAAUCCCUUCUUAGAGUCCGAGGCUGCGCCAGCACCAAAAGAGUGGACUAGAGGAGCGAUGGGGUUCGUUAUCAGCACGACCACCCACCAUUCCAGGCGGGAAGGGAAACGAGUGCCUGCAUAUGGCAUUGGUAUAGAAGUUGAAAUGGAUAUUGAUAAAGAUAUGGGUGGUGGAAUGGCAGCAGUAGCCCGGUGGACAGCAGCCAGCGAGAAACGACGCGCUGACUUCCUCCAGAAACUAAAACGCUGGGUAGAGUUGCACCCCGGUGCCGACCCAGUCCCAACCAUCCCCUUAGCAGAUUUACCUGAACUACCUGCAGCGCCAAAGACUACGACGCUAACCAGGCUCUUCGCUGCUGUUUCUCCUAAGGCGUCAUCUUCUUCAUCCCCUUCGAAACUGCCUAUCGCACCGCCCUCACCUUCUCGAUCCUCUACGAAGUCCCCAACUAAAUCCAACAUACUAUUCCCGUUAUUAUCUCCAAGGAAGAAAACUACGGACAAUCGUCCUUUCCCCGUUCCCUCGUUUCCUGUAACUCCCUCGUCACGAGCGGAGAAAAAGAACUCUAUUUUGUUUCCUGUCACACCCUCUUCCCAUCACGGAAGUGCAAGCUCGGUGAAAGCUUUACUCACUCCGCGCACACCUACCACGUCGUUCUCCGAUUCUGGUUCUGAAUGCUCUACACCUACACGUCAACGUACCUCAAGUACGACGACGACACCUACUCAAACGCCUUCAACGUUGCGCAGGCAGGCUCUUUACGAGCGUGUCCGGCAAAAAUCGCUGACCUCCUCGCCUACCAAAACGCCCUCUAAGAGCGCAGAUGGGACCACCUUAACCCGGGACCAGAUGCUGAAGCUCAGUCAAGACGAGAUGAGGCGACGUUGUUUACUCGGCCGGCUCGACGGAGUAGCAGAUAGCGUGUGGAUGUUAUUUUCUAACCCCACAGGAUCCAUGUCCACGCCAUCGCGGAAACGGAAGGCGUUGCGGACCUCUGAGGUCGCCACGGCGAUUGUCAAGUCUUCCCCCGUUCCUAUCUCAGCCAGUGAAGCCAACGAAUCAAUCACCAUGCUCACUACUCUGUGCCCUUUCUUCCUUCGAAAGAUGAACAUCGGGAAGGAAGAGUGGCUAGAGAUGCCUGCGCCUACUAGUAGUUCUGAUAGCGGUGGUGGGGACGCUUCAUCGAAGUCACCUACGAAGUCACCCGCGAAAUCGCCAACGAAGGCCGCUCCUCCGAGCCCCGGAGGAAAAGACAGUGUUCAAGAGCUGUUGACUCGAAGCCCGCGCCGCGUAAAACGCGAAACUGGUGGCCUCAGAGAGGUCCGCCAGAUCAUCAGACGCGAGCUGUCUCUUGCAGAUUGA
Molecule: messenger RNA, 1806 nt
Organism: Pleurotus ostreatus (oyster mushroom)
Lineage: Eukaryota; Fungi; Basidiomycota; Agaricomycetes; Agaricales; Pleurotaceae
Exons: 4
Coding region: 1-1806 (601 amino acids)
Source: RefSeq, a predicted model, not a curated record